Brassica oleracea var. oleracea is the source of this 1344-nucleotide messenger RNA. RefSeq names its product transcription factor MYB34-like. The transcript is spliced from 4 exons. The record is from RefSeq and is a predicted model, not a curated record. Bases 177 to 1187 code for a protein of 336 amino acids. Lineage: Eukaryota; Viridiplantae; Streptophyta; Magnoliopsida; Brassicales; Brassicaceae.
AAUCAAGACUCAAGCCAAGAGAGCAGCUUUUGUGGACUAUCAUCAUCAUCAUCUAAUGACUACUACUACCACCUCAUACACUACAUUACACCAUAAAUCACGUUGAAGAUAUUUUAUAAGAUAACAAAAAGAAGAAGCCUUCUCUCUUCUCUUCAGUAGCUUUAGCAUAAUUUGUAAUGGGAAGAUCGCCGUGCUGUGAUAAGGCUGGGCUAAAGAAAGGGCCAUGGACACCAGAAGAGGAUCAGAAACUUUUAGCUUACAUUGAAGAACAUGGCCAUGGAAGCUGGCGCUCUUUGCCUGAGAAAGCUGGUCUCCAAAGAUGUGGAAAGAGUUGCAGACUGAGAUGGACUAAUUACCUAAGACCUGACAUCAAGAGAGGCAAAUUCACUGUUCAAGAAGAACAAACCAUCAUUCAACUCCACGCUCUCCUCGGAAACAGAUGGUCAGCGAUUGCAACUCAUUUAGCAAAAAGGACAGACAACGAGAUCAAAAACUACUGGAACACACACUUGAAGAAACGUCUGGUUAAAAUGGGGAUAGAUCCAGUGACUCACAAGCACAAAAACGAGACUCUAAUGUCUUCCACAGGUCAGUCCAAAAGCGCAGCAGCCACGCUUAGCCACAUGGCUCAAUGGGAGAGUGCUCGACUCGAAGCUGAAGCAAGGCUAGCUAGAGAAUCAAAGCUUCUCCAUUUACAGCACUACCAAAACAACAAAGCAGCAGCUCCUAAUCAUUGCUUGUCUCACAAGGCAUCAUCAACAAAUUGGACAAAACCAAACCAAGGAAACGGAGAACAACAGCUUGAAUCACCGACGUCGACGGUGACAUUCUCCGAGAAUCACCAUCUGAUGAUCAUGCCUUCGCGAGAGAAUAACAGCGUUCCGAACGUGACUGAGUUCGCCUUGUCUUCUUCCACCUCCUCCGAUGUCAAAGAUUCCGACCACGACUGGAUGAGGCAGAUCAACUGUCCGACAGAAGGAGUCGAAGAAGGAUUCACCAGCCUCCUUCUGCUCGGUGAUUCAGGUGAUCGGAGUCUCUCCACCGGUAAAAAAGACGAGGAGACCGUUGCAGGCGCGGUCGAGGUCAAUGAGAGUGACUACAGCUACUAUGAGGACAACAAGAACUACUGGAAUAGCAUUCUCAACUUGGUUGAUUCCACGCCGUCCGAUUCAUCAACCAUGUUCUGAUCUAAUGGUCCACUUUGAUUGUUAUGUCGAUAGCUUUCCAAUACUUUAAUUUAUUUUUCUUUACUUUAUUUACGUAAAGGGUAUUGGAAUGAAACUUCAUGAAAAUGACCAUUUUUACAACAACAACAACAAAUUUUCAUAUUCCAAUGUUUUGAUA